Messenger RNA from Microtus oregoni (creeping vole), 5089 nucleotides. RefSeq names its product potassium voltage-gated channel modifier subfamily S member 2 (gene Kcns2). Gene Ontology annotation, molecular function: voltage-gated potassium channel activity; protein binding. Gene Ontology annotation, cellular component: membrane; voltage-gated potassium channel complex. NCBI's taxonomy places the organism in Eukaryota, Metazoa, Chordata, Mammalia, Rodentia, Cricetidae. The coding region runs from base 559 to 1992 and encodes 477 amino acids. Gene Ontology annotation, biological process: protein homooligomerization; potassium ion transmembrane transport; regulation of delayed rectifier potassium channel activity. The record is from RefSeq and is a predicted model, not a curated record. The transcript has 2 exons.
UGUCAGCUCCGUGCAGAGCUGGGGGGCGCCCAGGGAACAGAAUGACGCCCCGGAACAUCUUCGGAGUCUGGGGCGGCGGCUGAGCCUUAAGCUUGAAGCGCACGGAGCUGUCCGUUCAGCACCACCGCGCGGCUCGGGGCUCUGGGCCCACCGCAAGGCGCACGGGCUCGGUUCCCACCCCCGCUCCGCGGGCGCCUGCGGCGUGGGCUCCUGCCUCUCUUGGCGGAUGAGGGGCGCGCGAAUCGGAAGAGGGGGAUCCACGAGCGUCGGGGCCACGCAGCCACCUGUGAGCCUUUCGCGGCUGCAGGCGCCGGUGUGUGGGGCCCGAGACUGAAAGGAGACGCACGGCGGACCCCGCCUGCCCGGUGGCGGGGCACACACACAGGCGCACACAUCCACAUCCUCGCACCCGCGCGCACUCGCGCAGGCAGCCGGCGGUGGCCACCGUGGUGAUGCUCGCCAGCAGAUCGGGGAAGUUUCCCGCCGGCCUCGGCCGCGGGCGCCUGUGCACCCAGGUGUAGCGCCCCCGCGCGGACCGGGCUCCUGGGCAUCUCCAGCAUGACCCGCCAGAGCCUGUGGGACGUGUCCGAGGCCGACGUCGAGGAUGGAGAGAUCCGCAUCAAUGUGGGCGGCUUCAAGAGACGGCUGCGUUCCCACACGCUGCUGCGCUUCCCUGAGACGCGCCUGGGCCGUCUGCUUCUCUGCCACUCGCGAGAGGCAAUUCUGGAACUCUGCGAUGACUACGACGACGUCCAACGUGAGUUCUACUUCGACCGUAACCCUGAGCUUUUCCCCUACGUCUUGCAUUUCUACCACACGGGCAAGCUUCACGUCAUGGCUGAGUUGUGCGUCUUCUCCUUCAGCCAGGAGAUCGAGUACUGGGGUAUCAAUGAGUUCUUUAUCGACUCUUGCUGCAGCUACAGCUAUCACGGCCGCAAAGUGGAACCCGAGCAGGAGAAGUGGGACGAACAGAGCGACCAGGAGAGCACCACGUCCUCCUUUGACGAGAUUUUGGCUUUCUAUAACGACGCUUCCAAGUUCGAUGGGCAACCCCUGGGCAACUUCCGCAGGCAGCUGUGGCUGGCAUUGGACAACCCAGGCUACUCAGUCCUCAGCAGGGUCUUCAGCGUCCUCUCCAUCUUGGUGGUGUUGGGAUCGAUCAUCACCAUGUGCCUCAAUAGCCUGCCCGACUUCCAAAUCCCCGAUGGCCAGGGCGACCCUGGCGAGGACCCCAGGUUCGAAAUCGUGGAGCACUUCGGCAUCGCCUGGUUUACAUUCGAGUUGGUGGCCAGGUUUGCUGUGGCCCCUGACUUUCUCAAGUUCUUCAAGAAUGCUCUAAACCUUAUCGAUCUCAUGUCUAUUGUUCCCUUCUACAUUACUCUAGUGGUGAACCUGGUGGUGGAGAGUUCCCCUACCUUGGCUAACUUGGGCAGGGUGGCUCAGGUCCUGAGGCUGAUGAGGAUCUUCCGAAUUCUCAAGCUGGCCAGACACUCCACUGGCCUCCGCUCCUUGGGAGCCACCCUGAAAUACAGCUACAAGGAAGUGGGGCUGCUCCUGCUCUACCUCUCGGUGGGGAUUUCCAUCUUCUCUGUGGUGGCCUACACCAUUGAAAAAGAGGAGAACGAGGGCCUGGCUACCAUCCCCGCUUGCUGGUGGUGGGCUACCGUCAGUAUGACCACCGUCGGGUAUGGAGAUGUGGUCCCUGGGACCACAGCCGGGAAGCUGACUGCCUCUGCCUGCAUCUUGGCAGGCAUCCUGGUGGUGGUAUUGCCCAUCACCUUGAUCUUCAAUAAGUUUUCCCACUUUUACCGGCGCCAAAAGCAACUCGAGAGUGCCAUGCGUAGCUGUGACUUUGGAGAUGGAUUGAAGGAGGUCCCCUCGGUCAACUUAAGGGACUACUAUGCCCAUAAAGUUAAAUCCCUCAUGGCAAGCCUGACAAACAUGAGCAGGAGUUCACCCAGUGAACUGAGUUUAGAUGAUUCUCUACACUAGUUGGGAUGAUUUGUGAUCGCCAGACAUACCUUGCCAAUCCGCCUCUUGUGCCUUUGGCACAAUCUACUAGGCACCGUAGGGUUAUGACAUAAAGAGUCAUCCCGACCCUAGAGGGAGAGCUGCAUGGGAUAUGAGCCCUAGGUUGCUUUUGCAAUGUUUAGAGUCAUUUUUUUAGAGGAUGGUGUGUCGAACACCACGCCUUUGCACCUUUCAAUGAAGUGACACUCACUGGUCUUUGCAUUAUGGGCAUAAAAUGUUCAUCUUUCUGCCAGAUGAGUAUAUAGAAUGCCGAUCUCUCUGUCCAAUGUGUACACUAUUCUAGUCUUGAUGCCCCAGUAUCACCUGUGAGUAGAGUUUUCUGUGCUCCCAUUUCUGCGGUUGUUUGUGUGAACUCUAUACAAAAAGCCCCGGCAAGUCUGUCCGGCGGAAAAACAUCUGUCUGUGGGGUCAGCAAGGAUUAUCAUGAGAUUCGGAUCACAACCUUGUGAAAACAGAAUCUCAAUUAUUUAUCCAUUGCUUUCCCCUAAUUUUCAUACCAAAACAGAAAGAUUGCAAAGCUAAGCACACUUAACUAAUGCAAGUAAUGCAAGUCUUCUUUUUCCUCGGUUCCGUCCUUGUGAUGUGCAUGGAUAUGCCAGUCAGUGUUUAGAAAGAUGUGUAUUGAUUGUCUCUCCUAAGUGUCAGUAUAAGAGAAUGUUAUUCAGCCCACAUGUAGUAAAGACUGAAUGUUUUUUUCCUAAACAGAUAGAUUAGGGACAGGGACUUUAGCUAAACAUGGGCCAAACCCUAGGAUGCUAUAAACAGACUUUAUAUAGGCUAAACCUUUUCAUUGAUGGUCAGGCCUCUAUUUUUCCUGAAGGAAUCAUAGAGAUCUUUAUUUCUGGCCAAGAUUACUAAUCCAGGCCAUUUUGACCAAAGUUUUCUGUGUCUUGGUAUUAGCAUGUUUUCCAAGUAUUUCUUUUUAAAGAUGUUUAGGAAUAAGGUCAUGUGUCUUUCUCAACUAGAAGAGGUUAGUGUUGCCUUGUCGUUGUGAGGUGAGCAUCGUUAGGUUGCUAGCAAGGGCAGUAGCUUAAACAUUUUCUUGCCUGCUCUGAAAGCUCGUAAUAAUAGGACAGCCCUUUUAAUUCCAAGCAGAAUUCUCUUUAGGUAGCUCUGCUUCUAGGACACAGGAUAGUACGUAGACAUUUUGAUUGCCUUGAGCUCCUGCCGUGCCGUGGAAGCCCGGUAGUGCGGAAGAGUAUUCAAAAUACAGAUGUGUGUGAAGACAGUGUGGCUUACCCCAGGUGGAAACGCCGGAGUUCUUAUUUUCAUUGCAAUUGCAGGAUUUUCUUGUGGGGAGGCCAGAAGAAAAGAAAGAGUUAUAAAGCCAAAAACUACUACUUCAUAAAAUAUAAAUGACUGUGAAUUUCUUGAAAAAGCUUAAACCUUUCGACCACUAAGCUUUGUUGAAGGGUUAGCACUAUUUGCUUUCCCAAUGUGUUCCUCCUCUGCAGAUAGUCAGCAUAGAUGCUAUGAAGGGGAAGCUGGGCCCCCUUUUAAGAUAAUUCUUUCUCAUCAUCCUUUACAUAAUCCAAUGGUUUUCCAGUGGCUUUCGUUAUUGUUAAGUCUUUGGCAAGGCUGUAAGAAUCUACGAUCUAAAUAAGGAGAUAAAUGGGCUUUUUUAUCCAAAGUUUGGACCUACUCUCAAUUGGUCCAUUUUGUGUUUUAGUCGGGUAAGGAUAAUCCACACCUUACGGGGUAUGGAGUGGUUCUUCUCAGAGGGCUUUGUGUACUAGUGUUGUCAUGGCUACAACAGUGUGGGUGAUUUGUUGGGUGAAUGCACUGGCCACUUAAUGUCCUUGAGCCUCCGGUUCAAAUCUUUCAUCAGAUUGGAGUUUCAUGAAGGGCAGAGGGUGGCAACCUCCUAGUGCCUCCAUGCAGACACACCUAUGUGUGUGAUUCCAAAGCAGCAAGGAUGUGAGAUGACCUAAAGGGCCCUGCCGAGGAGACAGAAGACAGGGUUGUUGGCACACGGAACUCUUGCUGGCUAGUAUCUUCAGUCCUGGAAGAUGCACCGAAGGCAGGUGAUAGCGUGAGCCUGCGAGGACAGUUCCGUUUGCUGAGGCUGGUGGCACAAGGUCACGGCAUGGUAUCCACAUGAUAUCCAUGGUAUCCACGUGAUAUCCAUGGUAUCCACGUGAUAUCCAUGGUAUCCACAUGAUAGCCAUGGUAUCCACAUGAUAUCCAUGGUAUCCACAUGAUAUCCAUGGUAUCCACAUGAUAUCCAUGGUAUCCACAUGAUAUCCAUGGUAUCCACAUGAUAGCCAUGGUAUCCACAUGAUAUCCAUGGUCACUGACCAUGAAGCCGAGGCAAAGGAGAAAUGAGGCAAGAGGCCCGCUAACUUAGCCACUCCCGUAAGGAUUUUCCUAAACGAGUGGGUUUACCACCGAAAAAGAGAUACCUCUAGUGGGUACCUACAAGGGUACGAAAGCUGGAAAACUUGACUUUGCUUUUUGGUAAUGACUUGUUUUAUCUGGUGCCUUUCUUUGGGGGAAUCCCAAAGUGCUUUAGAGACUGUCUUUUUUUUUUUUUAAAACAUUUCUUGUAUAUAUAUAUACAUGUAUGUAUACUUGUAAAAAAUAUUUCUUUGCCCACCAAGACUUUUAGUCACCUCUGAACUGAAAAGGUCCCAUUGGCAUUGAGUUCUCCAAGCAGUGGUUUCGGAGACUUCGAGGGAGGGCACCCCAACUGAUGGGGUCACUGCAGUGAAUUCCCCUAGAAAGUGAAUGGUGACGCCAGGGACUCCUGGACACCGAGCUGCGACGUUCACAGGUGCUGGCUCAGAAGCAAAGCCUCUGACUGGCCAUGUUAGAUAACGCCCCCACCGCAGCAGUUUCUCUUGGUAACCAGGGCAGGGCAGAUGAAUUCUCUGUCCUGUCUCUGGGAACAAAGGCUACAAAGAUGAAGUGUCCCCAUAAGACUGUCAAGGUGACCAGUGAUCAAUCCUUCCUUGGCGGGACACACACACGCACACACGCACAAACACACACAUGCACACACACACACGCAUGCACACUCACACGCACACACUCAUGUUCGUGCACACACACAUUCACA